This is a messenger RNA of Rubroshorea leprosula, 2613 nucleotides long. NCBI's taxonomy places the organism in Eukaryota, Viridiplantae, Streptophyta, Magnoliopsida, Malvales, Dipterocarpaceae. The record is from the annotation of a GenBank genome assembly.
ACUCUCAUAUUUUCUCUCCCUCCAAAACUGGAACCAAGAUUAAUUUUUUCUUCGCAAAAGAGAAAGAAAACACUCUCCCAUUCUCAGAAUCUUGAACGAAAAUCGAUCAAUGGACGCCCCGGAGGAGAAUCCCUCAUCAUCAACGCCUUCUCGACAAUCGGCAACAUCCAGAGGUAAAGAUACGGAUGAGAAUGAUCAAGAAAUGGGUUUCAGUUUCCAAAACCCUAGGAAAUCAACGGCGAAGAAUUUCAUGUCACCGACGAUUUCUGCAGCUUCUAAGGCUGCGCUUCCUAAGAAGAAAGUCCUUACCGAAAGGAAUCAAUCUCCCGCAUCAAAUAUCUCCGGAGCCCAUCCCCCUAAAACCCCAAUUUCUGAUUCAAAAGUCCGGCAGAAAACCCAAACCCUGGAACAAAGUUUUCCGGAGAAGACCCAAGAUUCUGAUUCUAGAGCAACUUCUAAGAAUCAGGAUGCUGAUUGUUCCAAGGAAGAAUCUUUGCAUCGAGCAACACCAUUGUCGUCACCGGGGGAUAAAUCUGCUAGCAAGGAGGAAUUGUCUGGGAGGCCUUAUGAUCCAUCGUCGAAUUAUCUUUCACCCAGGCCUCAAUUCCUAAGAUACAAUCCAAAUAGACGCAUUGAAAUUUUUCAGCGUCUAAAAGUGGAGGCUGAAGAAGAAGAUGAUGGGGUGAUUUUCAGUAGCAGUGAAAUUGAGUCCAAGAAGGAAAGUGAUGAGCAAGAUGGUUUGAUUAAUAGCAAUAGUUCUGUGGUUUCUUCAACAGAAUGUCAUUUGGAGCUGGAAAAUGAAGAGUAUGAUGAAACUGAAGAUGAUUUUGAAGAAGUAGAGGAGGAGAAAGGUUGGAGUUUGAGAGGUAUAUUGCAAUUUCUCCUUGUGUCGGUUGUUUUGGUGCUUUCUACCUCAUAUAUUUCUUCCAUGAAUUCUCCAACACAGUCACCAGAUUCACAUGCGUUUAAGAGUCUCAGAGAUGGCUAUGACAAGUUUCAAACUCAUUUGUAUGACAUUCUCUUGAGUCUGGAUGGUGGGUAUCAUAUUGUUGACGAAGGAGCACAAAUGGGUCUGCUAGGCUUAAACCACACGGUUCAAGAUGAGGAGAUGACUGAAAAUGGUGAUGUAGGGAAAGUAGUUAGCAUGAAUGUGAUAACCAGAGUGUUUGGCCUGGAUGAUGGAGGUAUGGGAUCCAUGGAAGUGGUUGAGGAUGUAAAGCAAGAGGGAGAAAGUGAAGAUGUAUGUGAAAUUGCAUUGGAAGAAAAAAGUGACCAGAUUCUUGAGGACAUUGAAUUACCGGAAAAGGAAGCAGGAGAAAAUAAUGAAUAUCCGCAGAUUGUUGGGGACAUAAAGAAAGAUAGCCAAAGUGAAGAUUGGGAGGUUUCAUUAGUGGCAACAGGUGAGGUUUCUGAUGAGAUUGUCAAGGACAUUGAGCUGCUGGCAAAAGAACCUGGAGAAAAGGAGGAACGUCUAGAGAUGGUUGAACAUGUAAAAGACGACAUUGUGUCACAGGAAGCAGAAGCUGCAGGAAACAAUGAACCUGUACAGGUUGAUCAGACGUUACUUUUCUUAGAUGGGGUUGAUCAACAGUGUGAUACAACAGAUGCCUUGAAAAGGACGGUUGUGGUGGAGGCAGAUGAAGAAAUUCUCAACAAUGAACCAAGAGAAGGGGAUGCUGUUGAUGGUGAAAUUGGAAGAAUCGAUGAUGUUACAGGCAGGGAAAGUGAGGUUGCUAUUCCGGAAAAGAAGAAUCCAGUAGAGGGCGGCAUUAUUCAGCAAACAGGAACUGAAUUACUUGCUGAAGUUGCAAUUGGGCUUUCAAUAUGUUGCGUGGUUGUUGCAUCUCUGGUAUCAGUAAUUCAUAUCAAGAUAAAGAAGAGAAAGAUGACAAAGGAUUCCUCCCCCUCUCCUGUUGAUUUGCCUUCUGCUGAACCUGUGGUAGCCAAGGAAUCAAGUUUAGUGCGUCCACAUGAAAGAGAGGAGCAUAGCAUGCCUGGGAAUUCUUUUGGAAAUUCCACACCUUUGAUUAACUCCAUCAAGGAAGAUUCUGAGGAGCCUUACCAAAACCGAGCACCAACAGUUCAGUUGCUUGGUGAAUUUGAUGUGGGAGAGAUGAGCAGCUCGCUUAGGAGUUCUGGUUUCAAAAGCAGGGUAAAAGACAGUGAAGAUGGAAGCUAUUCUGUUUCAGCUCUAAAGAACAGGUUGGCUAGCAAGACUUCUUCAGCUUCAACUCAUGCUCAACCAGAGUUCUCUACCACGAUUUCCACUUCAUAUGGAAACUUCACUCCUGAAACCAAAAUAUUGAGGAAACAAUCCAGAAACAAUGACACGCAAGGAGAGGAUGGAGAAGGGAGAGAAGGGGUCACUUCCUCUCUGAGGCGAUCAGCUCGAAUCCGCAAUCGUGCAGUUUCAUAUUCGUAAAAUCAUCAAGACUGAUCACUGUGAGAACCUAUGAAAUGAAACAGCAUUCUCUGUUGUUACAUGUUGGAUCUCUUAACCCUUAACUUGUUUAGGAUUUUGAUGUAGAACUUCUUUAAUUAGGAACUGCUUGCUGUAAGAACCUAAUAUCAUUGCCUGAAUGCAUUUUAUCAACUCUAGUUUCUCAUUCUUCU